CUUCGGCGGUCGAGGCGAAAGGACGCCUAAUUCUGGUUUGCAAGGUCUUAUAUAGUUAAUUACCAGUCCCUGGGGACAUACCAUUGUGCAAGGUUAUUCCCAGAUGAGUAUUUAUCGAUAAACCCGCCCGCAAGGCCUUAUUUCGAGUCCAUUCCAGCAAUGAGAAUAGUCAAUCAUUCUGCACAUGACCUCUUUUCAUAAAAAGUACACAAAUAAUUACAGAAAAUGAUACCAAUUGGCCUUAUCAUGCAAAUUAAAGUGCUUAUAACCCCUAAAAUGACACAAAUUUCGAUCGAUUUUUCGGGGUCUAACGGUUAAAAUGAGGUGUUUUAUAGUGCGAUCGGAUAAAACGGGGCCGAGAUAUUUAAUUUUGAAGAUUGGUAUUACGGCUUCCUGUGCCAAAUAGGAAGUGUAAAAAAUCCCUGGGUACGAAAAGUGUUUGUGACGUCAAGAGAGGUUGCGAGGCAUGCGCAAUAGAUUUUUAAUCCGGGACCCCUGUUUAUCACCUUCAUAUAUUCGUCUGCUAGAUGUUUGCGCUCAAAUGCUAAAAAAAGUCUAAAAGUUACACAAAGUUCUAUAUUUCAUGAUAUCUUUUUCACAAUGGUUUUUCGCUGUUCCGUGGAGGGAUGUAAUAACGAGGGAAAGAAGGGUACCGGGAUUUCUCUGUUUCGAAUUCCGUUCGAAGACGAUCCACGAAACGAAGCCAAAGAACAAAAGAACGAAGGCAGAGAUGGGUGAACUUCGUGGCUACUAGCAAGAACUGGUCGGUUUGGCGUCCAACUAAAAGCGCUCGGGUUUGUAGUGACCAUUUUUUAGAAGCAGACUUUGAACGCCGUUAUGAUCUGCUGCCAACCGCAAUUAAARAGUUGAAAACAGAUGACAUCGGGAUCUGUGUUUGUCCCACUGUUGUAAGCCYAUCAAAAGAGAGUAAGCUUGCCUCUACUGUCGCCAUAUCUCCUACAAAGCGAAGAAAGGUGAGAAAAACUUGAGUYGUUGACCUGUCGUGCUUAGUUUUCCAAAUGUUUUCAGACUUGCCUGUUUACAYCCAAACUUACUGCUUCCAGGUUGUAGAAUCGCUAUUGAGUGAAACUGAUAACGAAACUUUACCGAGCAACGAGGAUGCAGCUGAAGUUCAAGAUUGUCUGUCCGUAGCUGUCACCUCAGAGAUCUCUGAGGCGAGUUGUGUAAAGACCAAGGAUUCAUUCAUGCAAACCGAUCCAGAAACAUGCACAGGAUGUUCGAGCCUGCUGGAAAAAAACCGUUUAUUGAACAACAAAGUCAUAGAUUUUCAAAGUCGCCUGGAAGAGUCAAGAAGAACUGUCAAUCUUUUACAAUCAGAACUCAAGAGAGCUUCGCAUGCAGUUCAGCCUGAUGAAGAUGAGCAGGAUGAUGAAAGUGACGAUGAAAAGUGCCAUGAUACUAGUUUCUUAGACUGCACUUUUGAAGUUGAGCCUGGCGCAGAACUGGAGAGCGGUAGUGAGUACUUUCCAACUCCAAAACGACCACGAAAAGAUAAAGAAGAUGGAAGUUCUGAUGAUGAAUCAGAAGAUGAAAACGUCACUACAAAGUUAGUAUUCAAACCUGGUUUAUAUCAAUAAUUGCAAUUAGUAUAAUUUGAAUGAGCUUGCUUUUGAUGAGAUACGUUCAAUGUGAUAGUUUCUGA
Molecule: messenger RNA, 1663 nt
Organism: Exaiptasia diaphana
Lineage: Eukaryota; Metazoa; Cnidaria; Anthozoa; Actiniaria; Aiptasiidae
Exons: 3
Coding region: 1020-1598 (192 amino acids)
Source: RefSeq, a predicted model, not a curated record